UCCGCGCGCAGAUAACUCCCGAGCCCCACUUGGCAUGGACGGUGGUGGCACUGAGUCGUUCUGCUUCCGCCUUUCCGGGUCCUCUCCCCGCACCUUCGCGUCGCAUGGCCGCAUGCCACGCGGCGCCGCGACCGCGAGCUCUCGCCAUGGCGACGGCUCCGCCUCACCCUACCAUCUCCUCCCAAACCCUAACCUUGACGCCACGAAGCCGCGGAGGCGUAGCCCACGCGCGGACUCUAGUUCUGGCCCCGACACACGCGGCGGCGCGCGCCCUCCGCGUCCGCGCCUCCGCGACCGUCUCGCCGCGUCCGCAGUCUCCCCUCGCCGAGGUCUUCCCCUACGUCGCGGCCGAGUGGGAGACCAUAGCGAAGGGCUGGGCGUGCGCCGCCGCCGCCGUGUACUGCCUCUCGCGCGCGGUGCCCGCCGCGGGGCGCCUGCCGCGCGCGCUCGCCGCCUGCGGGGAAGGGAUUGCGGGCGGGGGCGCGGCGGUUGAGGUGGUGGCGAGGGGCGGGCUCACGCUCGCUGCAUUCGUCUCCGCGCGCGCCGCAGCGGCGUACGCGCAACAGGCGUUGCUCUGGGAGGCGGCGCUGCGGGCAGGGGGGCGGCUGCGGGAACGCGCCUUCGAGCGGCUGCUGGCCCGCGACCUCGCGUUCUUCGAGGGAAGAGGAGGGGUGGCCGCCGGCGACGUCGCGCACCGGAUCACCGACGAGGCGGAUGAUGUUGCGGACGCCGUGUACUCUGUGCUCAACACCAUUGUGCCGACAAGCUUGCAGUUGAUAACAAUGGGUAUUCAGAUGGUGACAAUCAAUCCCCUGCUCUCAUUGCUUGCAGCAGCGGUAAUUCCAUGUAUGAGUCUUGUCAUAUUAAGUCUUGGUAAAAGACUUCGACAAAUAUCCAAGGAGGCGCAUCUUAGCCUCGCCAUGCUUGCAGCCUAUCUCAAUGAUGUAGUUCCGUCGAUGCUCACUGUGAAGGCAAACAAUGGGGAGCACAAGGAGAUAUUGAGAUUCCAAAAGCUAGCUCUUGCCAAUCUAAAGAAUAAUUUGGGUAAGAAGAAGAUGAAGACUCUUAUACCUCAGGCUGUUCGAGCAGCAUACAUUGGAGGCCUGCUAGUGCUCUGCGCCGGGUCAAUAUUGGUUUCAGGCGCCUCCUUUGAUGCUGAGAGCUUUCUGUCUUUCCUGACAGCACUUUCUCUGGUUGUGGAACCUAUUCAGGAUUUAGGGAAGGCAUACAAUGAAUAUAAGCAAGGCGAACCUGCGUUAGAACGCAUAUUUGAUCUUAUGAGGUUCAUUCCUGAGGUGAGGGAUAAGCCAAGUGCGGUUUACUUACAAUGUGUUAAGGGAGAUAUUAAGUUCCAUGAUGUUACAUUUAGAUAUGUUGAUGGCAUGCCUCCAGUAGCAGAUGGCAUGGAUCUUCAUAUCAGACCGGGAGAAACUAUUGCUUUUGUUGGACCUUCUGGUGGAGGCAAAACUACUCUUGCCAAAUUACUCCUCCGUCUUUAUCAUCCACAAAGUGGGUAUAUACUUGUGGACGACCAUGAUAUUCAGGACAUUCAAUUGCAAUGCUUGAGGACACAUAUUGCUUUUGUUUCACAGGACGCGAUGCUAUUUUCUGGGACAAUUGCUGAAAAUAUUGCUUAUAGAGACCCUUUGGGAGAUAUUAAUAUGACUAGGGUUAAGUAUGCCGCUAAGAUUGCCAAUGCUGAGGAGUUCAUUAAGAUACUGCCAGAAGGAUAUGAUUCAAAUGUAGGACAGAGAGGUUCUAGUUUGAGCGGCGGGCAGAAGCAAAGGUUAUCCAUUGCCAGGGCAAUCUAUCAGAACUCUUCCAUACUGAUAAUGGAUGAAGCAACUUCUGCUUUGGACAUCAGGUCUGAGCUCCAACUAAAAGAAGCACUGAGGAAUCUAAUGACAAAGCAGACAGUAACUGUUCUCAUCAUUGCUCAUCGACAGGAAAUGGUCCUAAUGGCUGACAGAAUCGUUUCGCUAGAAGGUGGUAAAUUGCGAGAGAUCACAAAGUCGGCUUUCUUGUCUCAGGGCGGCUGCUUCCGCUUACCGAAAAUCACCAGUCCAAAUUAGGGUGAGAUUUGAUAUGGUAAUGAUAGGUUCUCUCCAGAAGAUACGCAUAAUGGCGGACGGGUCGCAUUUCAUGCUGGAGCCCCCCUCCCCCCCUACCUUGGAGUCUUGGAGCCGUGUUUCAUGGACGCGCAUCCUCUGACUUUGCUCCACAAAGUCACCGUAAUGCACAGUAAUCUGAGUCUGUAUGAACAGUACUCUACCAUUAUUUACAGUAGAGAUUUUACUGUUUAUAGAGGUACUGUAGCACAUAAUCUGAUACAUCCGUU
Phragmites australis (common reed) is the source of this 2338-nucleotide messenger RNA. Its product is annotated as ABC transporter B family member 29, chloroplastic. Gene Ontology annotation, molecular function: ABC-type transporter activity; ATP binding; ATP hydrolysis activity. Lineage: Eukaryota; Viridiplantae; Streptophyta; Magnoliopsida; Poales; Poaceae. The coding region runs from base 105 to 2072 and encodes 655 amino acids. Gene Ontology annotation, cellular component: membrane. Gene Ontology annotation, biological process: transmembrane transport. The record is from RefSeq and is a predicted model, not a curated record. The transcript has 10 exons.